This is a messenger RNA of Phalaenopsis equestris, 1310 nucleotides long. Its product is annotated as cytosolic isocitrate dehydrogenase [NADP]. Gene Ontology annotation, biological process: isocitrate metabolic process. Gene Ontology annotation, cellular component: mitochondrion. The transcript has 12 exons. Bases 68 to 1018 code for a protein of 316 amino acids. Gene Ontology annotation, molecular function: NAD binding; magnesium ion binding; isocitrate dehydrogenase (NADP+) activity. The record is from RefSeq and is a predicted model, not a curated record. Lineage: Eukaryota; Viridiplantae; Streptophyta; Magnoliopsida; Asparagales; Orchidaceae.
UGUAGCCAUCAAAUGUGCAACAAUAACUCCUGAUGAAGCUCGGGUUAAGGAAUUCAGCUUGAAAGCCAUGUGGAAGAGUCCAAAUGGAACAAUUAGAAACAUUUUGAAUGGUACUGUUUUCAGGGAGCCAAUCUUAUGCAAGAAUGUCCCAAGGCUUGUUCCAGGUUGGACAAAGCCCAUAUGCAUCGGAAGACAUGCUUUUGGUGAUCAAUAUAGAGCUACUGAUCUGGUAAUUAAAGGACCUGGAAAGCUCAGACUAGUAUUUGAGGGAAAAGAGGAACAAAUUGAUUUAGAGGUCUUCAACUUCACUGGGGAAGGUGGAGUAGCACUCUCCAUGUACAAUACUGAUGAGUCCAUCCGCGCCUUUGCCGACUCUUCUAUGAAUACUGCUUAUCAGAAAAAGUGGCCACUGUACCUUAGUACCAAAAACACAAUUCUUAAGAAAUAUGAUGGAAGAUUCAAAGAUAUAUUUCAGGAAGUAUACGAAUCUAAGUGGAAAUCCUUGUUUGAGGAAUCUGGUAUCUGGUAUGAGCAUCGGCUUAUUGAUGAUAUGGUCGCGUAUGCGGUCAAGAGCGAAGGCGGCUACGUUUGGGCUUGCAAGAACUAUGAUGGAGAUGUGCAGAGCGAUUUCUUAGCUCAAGGAUUUGGUUCUCUUGGACUGAUGACAUCGGUUCUUGUGUGCCCAGAUGGAAAGACGAUUGAAGCUGAGGCGGCACAUGGCACCGUAACGCGUCACUAUCGUGUCCAUCAGAAAGGCGGUGAAACUAGCACAAACAGCAUUGCUUCUAUCUUUGCAUGGACCCGAGGAUUAGCACACAGGGCUAAACUAGACGAUAAUGCUGAGCUGCUCGCCUUCACUGAAAAACUGGAGGCUGCCUGCGUGGAAACGGUGGAGUCCGGGAAGAUGACCAAAGAUCUCGCUCUCAUCAUUCAUGGAUCAAAAUUGAGUCGGGAGCAGUAUCUGACGACCGAGGAAUUCAUUGAUGCUGUUGCACAGGGGCUGAAGGCGAAACUCUAAGUCACGUUAAUUGAAGGACAAAGUAAGUUAUAGCUCAUGCUAUUGCACAUCACAUCAUUUAGCGGAGAUAAUAAUUAUAUUUUCAUUAUAUAUGUGGUUGGGGAGGACUCUUUAAGAGAUGAGAGAUGAUUUGUUUCAUCUAACCACGCCACAAAUAUUCUUAUUUUGACUGCACUCUUUUUUUUUUUUUGCCUUUGGUUUAUAAUUGAGCUUUGUUAACUGCUGAAUAGCUUUAAAGCAUAACAAACUCAACUCAAGUUCGUCAAAUAAAGAUGUGUUUGGUUCUUUUUAA